AUAGAAGUAACUACUACUUUAGCUAUUUUUAUUGGCUGCAGGGGUUAAAAUAGUGCCUUGGCAAGGUAUGGAGUUGAGCUGGAAGCUAAAGGGAUAGUAUUGUAUGAGACACUCUAUGAAAGGCAAAUUCAUUCAUGGUCUUUUACCGGCCACCAAAACUGUCUCACUGCUCCUACUCAUGUUCAGUACUAUCCCACUAGAUGCAAUGCGGGGUCAAUCCUACGCUGUUUAAGGCUGGCGGCUAAUGACUGACAUUCGUCAAGAUCGCGCUGAUGUAUGGUUAUUCAACAGUAGCAAGUAGAUGCGAAGUGGGGACGAAUCCGUGAACAUGUCCCGAAGAUAUCUGCAAAUUAGGUAACCUACCACGAAGUCUCCCCAAGUUCCAAGCCCCCCUCUUUCUCGGGGUUUGGUUGAUGUGCGCGUAGGCUUUUCCCCCGAAGUAUGAUUCGCCGCCACAUGCUAUUCCAUGACGCAUUUUGUUGGUGUAAAAUAGCACCUUGCAAGCCCGACUUUAGGCCGAGGAGGAAACGAAACGUGAAGCCGAAGUACCGUUGCUCUUCCUUGGUUUAAGACGAUCCUGGCACGCAUAGCUUGUAACGAUCCUAAGCCCAAUGGCAUCUACGCCCCCCGUCGCCUUGAUCACGGCGGGAAGUGCUGGACUCGGCGCCGCAGCAGCCCGACUCUUCGCCCAGAAUGGGUAUCGUGUGGUCGUCAACUACAGCAACAACAUAGAGCGGGCUAACAACCUGCUCAGCGAGCUGCCGGGUCUAUCGUCACUGCAACAAGAGGAUGCGGCGAAGAACUUCGCACUCAUCAGGGCCGACCUGGGAGACCGCGAGGAUAUCAAUCGGCUUAUCCGGGAAACGGGUGAGCAGUUCGGUCGCAUCGAUGUCUUGUUUUCGAACGGCGGCUGGACGCGAUACAGGGGUUUGGCGAGCAUUGAUGACAACUGCCAUGAGGAUGAGUGGGAUCAUGCUUUCAACAUGAACGUCAAGUCCCAUCUAUGGCUCAUGCAAGCUGCGAAGAAGUACCUUGACGAGACCCAGGGCGCUUUCAUCACAACGGCUUCGUUAGCUGGCGUUUCUCACAGUGGCAGCUCAUUGGCAUAUUCGGUUACGAAGGCAGCGCAGCUACAUCUUGCCAAAGCCUUGGCUGUGAUGGCCGCGCCAAAUAUCCGAGUAAAUAGCGUAUCCCCGGGGCUUUUGAUUACCAAAUGGGCGGAGCUCUACUCAGAUGAGCAGAAGGAAGCACAUCGGCAAGGAACGAAGCUUAAGCGCAUCGUGACCGUCGAAGAUGUUGCAGAACAAGUCCUUACUUUUGCUCGAAGUAAAAGCACCACGGGUGUCAAUGUUGUUAUGGACGCGGGUUUCAGCUUAUAGAGAAGGCUUGUGAUUACAAAUGUGAUUAGGAUAUCCAGUGAUGGCAUUCUGUCUAUCCUGAUUCCUGCCUCCUCGCCGGUCUCCCUAUACCUCAAGCUAUUAUAAGAAAUACCGUAGGACCGGUGAAAGCAUCGUGAUCAUUGAAUGCGCAUUUCCACUGCAACCAUCUACCAACUUAGACACCACCUAAGUAGGCGCCUGGGGAAUAGUUACUUGAGUGUGUAUCAGCUUACCUACUGCUUACAUACAUACUUACAUAGUGUAUGUAUGAACCGGUCGGUCGUAGUUGGCUCAGAUUAGAGCACACCGCCCAGCCGGCACCUUGCUGCGGACUACUAUUUCUUCACUGCUGUAACUCAAGUACCUACCGGAUAUUAUUGGCAUUGUGCUGGAUAAAGAAAUUACUAGGUACCUACCUAGCUAUGUAUCUGAAUCUAGACCCUGCUGCAGUCCUGCCGAGGUGUUGCAACCUCAUAAUGAAUCGCCUC
Molecule: messenger RNA, 1867 nt
Organism: Xylaria bambusicola
Lineage: Eukaryota; Fungi; Ascomycota; Sordariomycetes; Xylariales; Xylariaceae
Product: short chain dehydrogenase
Exons: 3
Coding region: 612-1379 (255 amino acids)
Source: RefSeq, a predicted model, not a curated record